Messenger RNA from Myxocyprinus asiaticus (Chinese sucker), 1653 nucleotides. Its product is annotated as ribitol-5-phosphate xylosyltransferase 1. Gene Ontology annotation, cellular component: Golgi apparatus. Gene Ontology annotation, biological process: protein O-linked glycosylation via mannose. Lineage: Eukaryota; Metazoa; Chordata; Actinopteri; Cypriniformes; Catostomidae. The record is from RefSeq and is a predicted model, not a curated record. The transcript has 6 exons. The coding region runs from base 63 to 1370 and encodes 435 amino acids. Gene Ontology annotation, molecular function: ribitol beta-1,4-xylosyltransferase activity.
GCAGUCUCUGAGAAAUGUAAACAGUGGUAGAAAUCCGCAGGAUGGUCACCUGAAAAUCAAACAUGAGAUUUUUUCGUCGCAAAAUAGCGAUAAUAGUUGUUCUGGCUUAUGCGAUAUUUUCACUGUAUGCCGCAUACAAUGUGUUUUUCAACAAGAGGGUUAUUAAUCGUGUUCAUCGAGUUGUGAAAAAAGGCUCUGCGAUUGUAGAUAGUGGAAAAGCAGGAGAGGAAGAGUGGAACCCAUGGGAAGAAGACGAGCUUGCCUACUCCAUCUCAGUUCUGCAGAAGCGGAGAGAUGCUUUCAGAUCGUACCAAGAUCAGAUUGCAAAGAACAGGCUAAAACGAUAUAAAGUUCAGAUCUUGGGCAAAGCAGCCAUAGGACUGUAUUUGUGGGAGCAUAUUUUAGAGGGGCCUCUCAACCCACCUGACAAAUCCAGCCAAUGGAGAGAAGGGGAAAUUCAGUCAGGGAAGAUCAAUUUCAGUUUCUACACAGGGCCAGCAGUAGUCCAAGGUCACAUUUCUCUGGACACAGACAGUGUGGUAUUGGUGCUGAAUGGCCGUGAGCAACAAAAAAUCUCCUACUCCAUCCAGUGGCUGCAGUAUUUCCAGGGUCUGGUGCAGGCCCACACUGUUUCUCGAUUGGCUGUGGUGCUUUUGGGCAAUGAGCAGUGCAAUAAUGAUUGGAUCAGCCCUUACCUUAAGAGGCACGGCGGGUUUGUGGACCUGCUCUUUCUUGUGUAUGACAGUCCUUGGGUCAAUAACAAAGACAUCUUUCAGUGGCCUCUUGGUGUUGCCACAUACAGGCAUUUCCCAGUAGUCACACUUAGCAUACAGAUGGUGAACUCUGUUAGGCCAUACCUCUGCAACUUCCUCGGAACUGUCUACAAUAACUCCUCUAGGGAAACUCUGAUGGGCAUCCUAAAGCAGAACAUCAUGGAAAAAGAGUGUUUCAUGCAUGUUAGAGAGAAGUGGCUUCCUGAGGAAACGGCAGACACCUCCAGACAGUACCAGAUGGCACUUGCGCAAAGUGACCUCACCCUUUGUCCAGUGGGAGUGAACACAGAGUGCUAUCGCAUCUACGAGGCCUGUGCCUAUGGCUCUGUGCCUGUGGUGGAGGACGUCCUGACUCCUGGGGCCUGUGCAGCCAGCCAUCGGUCCCCGCUUCGACUACUUAAAGAUGCAGGAGCACCCUUCAUCUUCCUCAAGGACUGGAGGGAGCUGUCUGCCAUCAUGGAGAGGGAGAGAGGCAUGAGCCAGAAAGCAAAAACAGAGAGGAGGAUGAGACUGCUGGAGUGGUACAGAGGGUUUCGUCAGCAGAUGAAGGACAAAUUCACAGAGGUCUUGGAGGAUGCCUUUUUCAAAGUCAGCUAGGAUGAGAUCGGGGGAAAGUUAAUAUAGUCUCUCAUAUAGAAUGAAAAAGCUGGUAAAGCAGAUGCUAUGCAUUAACAUCCAUUUUGGUUGUCACUUAUUUUUAGAGACAUUUAAUCAUUUAGUUUGUACACAGUGAUUUUGUUUAAUUUAAGGUGUUUACCAUCUGCUACUGUGUAUUAAUGCCCUCCAUGUCAACUGUCAACUAUUAUUUUAUUAUAAAUCAUGGUGAUUCCAUGAAAAUAACAUUGCAAAAAAAAUAAAAUAAAAAUAAAUCUGUAUACUU